GAACUCAGAGCCAGCAGUUAGGUGGUGGCCAUAGGCACCCAGACCAGCGGGCAUGACGGAGGCUGAUACUGAGAACUCGGAGUACAGGUUGAAGACCCAAGGAUGCCGAAAGAUUCUCGAGACCCUCGAGGGGGCUAUUGAACAAUUCCGAUACAACCCCAGACUUACUAUUUCGGACAAUUUAAAAGUUGGCUUUUUCACUUCAGACCAUGCCACUCAGACGGAUAGCAGUGAAAUUUUGCCACUCAAAGAUUUGACUCAGUCAACAGAAAAUUUAAUACAGAUGAUUACAUCACUUCAGGUGGAUUUUGGGUUCCUCAAAGAUUUAGUUCAACUGAAGUUCGAGGACCGACUUAAAGAGGAGUCUUGGAAAAUCCUCGGUGUGCUUCAAGACAGGAUUUCAGAAAUGAAAAAAUAUUAUCGACAGUCUGAAGACACAUUGAGAAAAAGCUUUCAACAGCAGUUAAGUGAUGCCAUAGCCGUUAUCAAAGGAAUGUACAAGAAAUUCUUCGAAAUAGAAGAAGAGAAAGCUGCACUGCAGGAUGCUGCCAACAUGAAAAUGAGUGCUUUAGCAAGAAAACUGAAAGAGAAGGAAGAAAUUCUUAAGAGUUUAAAGGAAGAACUAGAACAAUAUGAAGAAAUUGGAUUUGGCAAGAUUGACUCUUUUGCCAAGGAGUCCGGCUCUCCAAGGCCAGUUUCAGAAAAGGAAUUUAUGGAAUACAAGACGGAGAACGAGAGGCUGCUGCAAAUGAUCGCAGUGCUGGAAGAAGAGGCACAGGCGAACGUGAAAGAAAAUGCAAUGUUAGAGGAUGAAAUUAUGUGUCUGAAAGAGAUGUCAGACCAGGAUCAGAGAACUAUUCAAAAAUUAAUGGACAGUAGAGACAGACUGAGAUAUGAACUGGAUUGCGAAAAAUUAGCCAUUCAAGAUUUGAUCAAUAAACAGAAAGAAGACAUGGAGUUAAGAAGAAAGUAUGCCAGUAUAGCUAUGAAGAAAACAACCAAGGGAAGAGACUCUACUUUCUACUCACGGCCUUCAAGUCGUCAGUCCAAGAGUGUGACACCAAUAAGUGACACUCAACAUUUUGUUAGGCCACCUUCUGCUUCCCUCAGCAUGUCACCUAAGCUAAAAAAGAAGAUGCCCAAGAAAUACAUUGGUGCUGCCUUUGUCUCUGCUGCUUCUGCAAGUGACACUGCUGCUCCUGAAGCAGCUACCGCUCCUGCUGCAGUUACUUCUCCUGUUGUUCCUGCGGCUGGUCCUCCUCUUGUUACCGAUCUCCUUUCAAGAUCUGAGAAGGAAAAGCACAUUACAUUUCUGCUACCUCAAAUGAUGCCUGAAGAACUAAUGAUAAAAUUACAGGUGGUGAAGGAUGAAGACAAAAGAGCUUUACAGGAUGAAAUAAAGGCCUUAAAAACUGCAUUGGAGAAUGCAAAUAAGAAGAUGGAGAGGAUUAGAAAGGAAUCAGAUCAGAUCAACAAAAACUGGGAAAGGAAGUUCAUCAUCCUCAGGAACAGCUUUCACGUCCUAAAGGAUGAGAUGUUCACUAGACACACGCUUUUCCGGCAGUUUGCAAUGAUUGCUGACACCUCCUUCAAUUACAUUAAAGUCAAGCCCUUGUAUGUGAACUCCACAAUGAAUGAGUCAUCCCCUCCGACAAAUGUUUUUCACCCAGCCGUGGUGGAGCACAAGUUUGUGGACAUACCCAGUGACCAGGUGACCUAUGCACAUUUGCCGAAAGUGAGAUUUGCAUCUCAGAAAGAGAAAGCAUCCCUGCCCCAGCACACCCCUGGGAGACAAGCAGACCCACAUAAUUAAAGGCACAGCAACCUGGGUACCACAGAGCCAGCCUCAGAUGAAGAUGCUCCUCAUCCUGGCUGGCGUGAGACUUGCUCACCCCUGGCAAGCGAUACUGUCUCCAAGAUGUUUCUAAACUGGCCAUUCAGCUUCUUCUCAUCACGUACAGGAAGCGAUCCCCGCCUUUGGUGGACCUGUGUUUGCGCGCCUUUGCGCGCACUUUCUGAAGCCCAUCGGAAACCCUGCCGGGUAAAAUUCCAGGGCAUCCUUUCUGGAGUUCAGAGGGAUGCCCCAGUGCCUAAGGGUGAGAAAGAAGGGAUUUCAAUAAUAAUAAUAAUAAAUAAAAAUUG
This is a messenger RNA of Mesocricetus auratus (golden hamster), 2142 nucleotides long. It is a transcript of the gene CUNH10orf67, whose product is annotated as chromosome unknown C10orf67 homolog. Lineage: Eukaryota; Metazoa; Chordata; Mammalia; Rodentia; Cricetidae. The record is from RefSeq and is a predicted model, not a curated record. The transcript has 17 exons. Bases 53 to 1813 code for a protein of 586 amino acids.